UCAGCAUCCUCAACAACCUGUUGACUGCAAAACUACUGCAUCAGUAGAGAAGGAAGAAGGAAGAGUAACGUGAGAGAAACAACUUACUGAAACCAUGAUCUCCACACUACAGAAAACCAUUAGACCAAUGUGGGCUGCCAGAGGACUGCAUAAGUCAGCAAUGGAAGUUUUGAAACACCCAGCCCCUGAGGAUACAGUCACAGCUAGCUUUGGGAAGUUCAUCAGUGAAAUAAAGCCCCAGCACUUGUCCUCCUCAGUCCUCCACCGCAGCAAAAGGAUGGUGCUGGACAGCAUUGGAGUUGGUCUGAUUGGCAGCACAACAGAGGUGUUCGAACUGGUCCUGCAGCACUGCCAGCACAUGUAUGCGCCUGAUGACAUCAGCUCUGUAUACGGACGUGGGGGCACCAGGCUCUCCCCGACACUGGCAGCUUUUGUCAAUGGAGUGGCUACUCACUCCAUGGACUUUGAUGAUACGUGGCACCCUGCCACUCAUCCCUCAGGAGCCGUCCUCCCUGCUGUGUUAGCACUCAGUGACAUGAUACCGUCUAACAGCAAACCUAGUGGCCUGGACUUCCUGUUGGCUUUCAAUGUCGGCAUCGAGAUCCAGGGUCGACUGAUGAGGUUCUCUAACGAGGCCCACAACAUCCCCAAGAGGUUUCACCCUCCCAGUGUUGUAGGGACAAUGGGAAGUGCAGCUGCCUGUGCUCGCCUCUUGUCCUUGGAUCACUCCCAGUGCAGUCAUGCAUUGGCCAUAGCUGCUUCUCUGUCUGGAGCUCCAAUGGCUAAUGCUGCCACUCAGUCUAAACCCCUGCACAUUGGCAACGCUUCACGUUUGGGGCUGGAGGCCGCUCUGCUGGCCUCCCGAGGUCUAGAGGCGAGUUCCCUGGUCUUGGAUGCUGUUGCAGGGGUGGCUGGCUUCAGUGCUUUUUAUGAAGACUAUGUGCCACAGCCCUUAGAAUCGCCCAAUGAUGGCCAUACAUUCCUGCUAGAGGAGCAGGACAUGGGCUUCAAGCGCUUCCCCGCCCACCUGGGGAUGCACUGGGUGGCAGAUGCUGCAGCCUCAAUCCAUAAGCUUCUUGUGGGAGUUGGCCCUGGCACUGUCUCCCCAGCUCAGGUCCAAGAGAUCCAGCUCAGAGUCCCUAAAUCAAAGUACAUCAACAGGCCUUUCCCUGAGUCUGAGCAUGAAGCACGCCACUCCUUCCAGUUCAAUGCUUGCAGCGCUCUCCUGGAUGGUGAGGUGACUGUGCAGUCCUUCACUCCCGCUGCCAUGAACCGCCCUGAGCUGCUUGCUCUGCUGAGCCGUGUUCAUGUGGAGCAUCCCCACGACAACCCUGCUAAUUUCAACCACAUGUAUGGUGAAGUCCAGGUGACACUUGUUGGGGGAGACAUUCUGAAGGGACGCUGUGACACCUUCUAUGGUCACUGGCGCAACCCACUGACUGAUGAGAGCCUGAGGAAGAAGUUCAGAAACAACGCAGGGGUGGUGCUUCCUUCAGAAAAGGUUGAGAGGCUGAUUGAAGUGGUGGAGGAGCUGGACAGACUUGGGAACUGCACCCCCCUUCUCUCACAGCUGCAAUGAACACUCACAUUCAUAGAAACUGGCAGUAAAACAGAAAUUAUUGUACAUAAAUAUAUGACAAAAGACACUAUAGUGAACAAUUAACUGUCAAAUUUACAAUUAAAUUAAAUUUUAUAUAAUAUUUGUCCAAAUCAGUACUGUAGAGUAUCACCCAACCAGAUUAAAACUCUUAACCCUAAACCCUGUCUCUUUUACCAGUGCUGAAAAACACUGAAAUACCUAUUGAGCCAUCUCAGAACAUAUUUAACUCAUGCAUAUUUCUCAAUUAUUUUAUUGUAUUAUUUUUAUUUUAAUUAGAAAUCAAUGACUUGUAAAAUGUGAUCUAGUUAUUUUGCAAAGGGAAAAUGAGGAAGAUUUACAUACUUUAUACUUUCAAAAAUUUAUGUUACACAUAUAUUGAGUACUGUACUUUAUUUGUGCCAAACAAUGGAUUAUUAAACUGUUAAUUUUAACAAUGUAAAUACAGGAAUAUUUCCUCUUUGAGAG
Messenger RNA from Toxotes jaculatrix (banded archerfish), 2065 nucleotides. Its product is annotated as cis-aconitate decarboxylase-like. The record is from RefSeq and is a predicted model, not a curated record. Gene Ontology annotation, molecular function: lyase activity. The coding region runs from base 95 to 1579 and encodes 494 amino acids. The transcript is spliced from 6 exons. NCBI's taxonomy places the organism in Eukaryota, Metazoa, Chordata, Actinopteri, Toxotidae.